AUUUUGUGUGAGUUCCUAAGCAAGUGUGUAUUCACAUGUUCAUACCUACAUAUGUAAAUAUCUGCACAUGCAUGAAGUGAAUUUGUAGUGGGUAAAGGUUUGUCCACAUUAGUUUUUUAGCAGUGCUUGGAAUAAAACAGAAAUCAGUGUGAUUUAUAAAAUGUUUUUGCCCACAACUUUGUCAUUGUUUCAUGCAUCAUCAAAGUAUGUGUUUCGAACUCCUCUUCGUAACUUCAGAAGACUCGUUGACGUUCAUCCCAGAGUGCAACGAUCACUUAAGCAAGGAGAAGCGGUGGUGGCCUUGGAAUCGACGAUUAUAACACAUGGUAUGCCUUAUCCACAGAAUAUUGAGACAGCACAGUCGGUGGAACAACUUGUUUCUGAAAAUGGUGCAUUAGCCGCAACCAUUGCAAUAAUUGACGGUCGAAUAAAGGUAGGUCUUACAUCAGAGGAAAUGGAAAAAAUCGCAACCAAAAAACGUGAUGAAGUAAUUAAAUGUUCAAGACGGGAUUUACCUUAUUUGAUAGCUACAAAAGGAAGUGGUGGCACAACUGUAGCAGCUACUAUGAUCAUAGCACACAUGUCGGGAAUAGAUAUAUUUGCUACUGGAGGUAUUGGUGGAGUUCACCGCGAUGGUCACAUCACAUUGGAUAUAUCAGCAGACCUUGUUGAGUUAGGACGAACACCAGUCACAGUAGUAUCGAGUGGCAUUAAAUCUAUAUUGGAUAUACCUCGAACGCUUGAGUAUUUAGAAACCCAAGGAGUAUGCGUUGCGACAUAUGGAGUUGAUGAUUGCAGUUUUCCUGAUUUUUAUACCCGCAAUAGUGGCUGUAAGGUGCCAUAUAACCUAAAUGGUCCACAGGAGGCGGCUAACUUAAUAAAAGCUCUGAAAGAGUUGGAACUAAAGUCUGGAAUUUUAAUUGGUGUGCCUGUGCCAGAGCAAUUUGCAGCAAAUAAAAAUAUAAUUGAUGCAGCAAUUGAAGAGGCAACGAAUCAGGCAAAAAUUGAGGGAAUUAGUGGUAAACAAGUAACACCCUAUCUGUUGGCCGCUAUUGCCAAAAUAACGAAGGGUAGAAGUCUAGAUGCAAAUAUUGCACUAAUUAAAAACAAUGCUAGUGUUGCUGCCCAAAUAUCUCGAGAAUUAUCAAAUACAAGUAAAAGCUAUAUGGUCGGAAGUGAAUCAGGACCUAAAUCAGCUUCCACCCCUCUAGUGAUUGGGGCAUCAAUUUUAGAUCUUUCAUUAACAAUGGUCGAUGAAAUACCAAAAGUGCUUGAUGGAGCUACUUAUUGUGCAAAACCAACGGAAUCAGCGGGUGGCGUCGGACGCAAUAUUGCCGAGGGCAUUUUUAAAUUGUAUGGCUCAGCAAACUUUAUUUCCAUUAUUGGAAACGAUCAACUCGGAAGGAGCUUAUUAAAAAUGAUUCCAACUGAAUUGAGAAAUUCAGUAAUCAAAGAUGAAGAAUGUGCCACUUCCCUUUGCACUCUACUUUUUGAUAAAACUGGUGAUUGCAAAAUUAUUUUAGGAAAUAUGGAGAUUCAUAAUAAUAUUACGGCUGAGAUGAUUGAACAACGUGAGGAGCAGAUAAGUUCUGCUCCAAUAAUUGUGAUGGAUAGCAAUCUCUCUCUUGAAGCGAUGAUAUGUACUCUACGUCUUGCACAAAAAUAUCAGCGACCAGUGUUUUUUGAACCAACGGAUAUGCGAAUUGCUCACAAGCCCUUUACUCUACCUAAGAGUCUUACCAAACAGAUUCGAAUGAUAUCGCCAAAUAUUUACGAAUUACACACCAUUGUUGAAGCGAUCACCGGAAAUCCAGUACAGAAUAAAGUCCACAAUGGUGAUCCUAUAGAAAUUUUACUGAAGAAAGCAAAAUACCUGUUGACACUGAUUCAAGAUCAUUUCGAUUGCAUCGUUCUAACACUUGGGCAACAAGGGGUAUUACUUAGUUUGAAUGGGGACUUAGCGGUAUCUGGCAAACCAUUGUUCGAUGUAACUACAGGUUCUUAUUUGCCCUUGACGAAAAAUACAAAAAAUGUUCAUGCACUACGAUUUUAUGGCGCACCGAAAGUAGAAAACAUCACGAACGUAUCCGGAGCUGGUGACAGUUUUACUAGUGGUUAUAUAACAGCACUUUUACGAGGAUAUGACAUAAAAAAUUGUGUAGCGUUGGGAUUUUUGGCUGCAGAACGGGCAUUGCAGUCUCGUGCAGCAGUACCGACUCGCUAUUUCAAUGAUGGUAAUGAAGAAUCUGCCAGUUUAGAAUCUACCUUAAAGAACCUCAAGGAAACAUCUUUGUAAGUCUAUGAUUAUAAUGCAAGUUUAGAUAUGCCAUAUUUUCAUGCCAAUAUAAAACUUGGAGCUACGUUUAAACAAUAAUCCCAUUUAUACCAAUAUACACAAUUUGUAAAUAUGAACUUGAGUCCACAUACAUUGUAAUACGGAAUUCACUUGUUUUUAACUCAAACACUACCUCAAAGAAUACAUAAGGGCAUUGUUAAUGAGACUUUAUAGCUUUAUAAAGGUAGUUUUUAAGCGUAUUAUUGAUUUUGUAUAAGAAAAAAGCUAGUAUGAAUUUUAUAUGGUUUAUUUAAACUUAAGAUAAAAUGUUAAUUUUUUAAUUGCAUCUGCAUUUGUAAUAAAGUACGAAUACUCCUUUUAUAUAUAUCCGAUUUAUAUAUACACUUCUCCUCUGCAUGUGCCCUAAUAAGCCCAUCUAUAACAAAUAUUAAAAAUGUAUUAAGUUUAAAGUAACAAUAUAAAAUAUACAUCAAUUGAAAA
Messenger RNA from Zeugodacus cucurbitae (melon fly), 2776 nucleotides. RefSeq lists its product as uncharacterized. The record is from RefSeq and is a predicted model, not a curated record. Bases 161 to 2296 code for a protein of 711 amino acids. The transcript has a single exon. NCBI's taxonomy places the organism in Eukaryota, Metazoa, Arthropoda, Insecta, Diptera, Tephritidae. Gene Ontology annotation, molecular function: kinase activity; pseudouridylate synthase activity.